AGAUAGGCACAGAUAUAGAGUAAGGUAAUGUGACCUGGUGAGCCAGCCAAAUAACCUGAAAACACUUAGACAAUUCCAAAAAUCAUGGGGAGCAUGAGGGGCAAGGAGUGAUGUGGUAAAAAAUUGAUUAAGCUAUAAAGUAAGGGUUUGGAUGGCAUAAGUGAGAAAAUAGGUCAUGAAUAAACUGUACGUCUAUCUUCUCUACAGGUGGUGGUCCUACAGUUCAAGUCCUCCCAGCAUGGGUGGUAUCCUUUACAACAGCUCAGAGUUGACAACUUUCACCCUGACAGGGCUCCCAGGGCUGGAGAACUCCCAACACUGGCUGUUCUUGCUCCUCGGUACCCUCUACAUUGUCUCCAUUGUGGGCAAUGGCCUUAUCCUUUUCAUUGUCAAGGAGGAGCAGAGUUUGCAUCAGCCUAUGUACUACUUCCUGUCCCUGCUCUCAGCUAAUGAUCUAGGUGUGUCUUUUUCCACACUGCCCACUGUGCUCGCCACAUUUUGCUUCCACUUAAGGACAAUCAGCUUUGAUUCUUGCAUGGCUCAAAUGUUCUUUAUCCACUUCUUCUCUUUGAUGGAAUCAGGGGUCUUGCUGGUUAUGAGUUUUGACCGCUAUGUGGCCAUCUGUAACCCUCUGCACUAUACCACCAUGCUCACAAAUACCCAUGUUGUAUGCAUGGGCUUAUGGGCCAUCAUCCGCAGCUUCUGUAUGGUUUUCCCACUGCCUUUCCUUCUGAAGAGGUUGCCCUUCUGCAAGGCCAAUGUACUGUCCCAUGCCUACUGCCUUCAUCCAGGUCUCAUCCACCUUCCUUGUGGUGACAUCACCAUCAACAGUAUUUUCGGUCUCAUCAUUGUCAUGUUUACCUUUGGUCUGGACUCUGCACUCAUUCUCUUAUCAUAUGUGCUCAUCCUGUGCUCUGUACUUACCACUGCAUCUCGGGAGGAACGAUUAAACACACUCAACAUGUGUGUAUCACAUCUGUGUGCUGUGCUCAUCUUCUCUGUGCCCAAGAUUGCUGUGUGCAUGACUGCCCGUUUUGGUAGGCACGUCCCCCGAUUGGUGUACACAGUCAUGUCUCUCAUUUUUCUCUUUAUGCCUCCCAUGCUCAAUCCUGUCAUCUAUUCAAUCAAAAUCAAACAGAUUAGAUGGAGGCUUGGCAGAAUGCUAGUGUGA
Molecule: messenger RNA, 1171 nt
Organism: Cervus elaphus (red deer)
Lineage: Eukaryota; Metazoa; Chordata; Mammalia; Artiodactyla; Cervidae
Product: olfactory receptor 51I2-like
Exons: 1
Coding region: 176-1171 (331 amino acids)
Biological process (GO): G protein-coupled receptor signaling pathway
Cellular component (GO): membrane
Molecular function (GO): olfactory receptor activity; G protein-coupled receptor activity
Source: RefSeq, a predicted model, not a curated record